Lolium perenne is the source of this 1910-nucleotide messenger RNA. RefSeq names its product fasciclin-like arabinogalactan protein 16. The record is from RefSeq and is a predicted model, not a curated record. NCBI's taxonomy places the organism in Eukaryota, Viridiplantae, Streptophyta, Magnoliopsida, Poales, Poaceae.
AGUAAACCCCACCUCCACUUCUCACUCCCUCUGUUCCUUCUCCAUCUCCCACCACCGCAAACGCAGCACCGACCGCACCUAAUCCCGAGCCAGCUGCCAGAACCCGCCGCCAUGGGCGCGCCGCUCUACGGCGCUGUCCUCCUCUUCCUGGUUCUCUCCGCGGCCACCGCGGAUGUGGUGCCGGAGCAGCAGCAGCAGCAGCAGAAGCAGCCCGCAUUGCCCUCCUCCCAGUCGGCGGCGGGUGGCGCCGGCAGCAGCAGCAACAGCUCCACGGUGGGGGUGAACUCCAACUCCGUGCUGGUGGCGCUGCUGGACUCGCACUACACGGAGCUGGCGGAGCUGGUGGAGAAGGCGCUGCUGCUGCAGUCCCUGGAGGACGCCGUGGGCCGUGGCAACGUCACCAUCUUCGCCCCGAGAAACCAGGCCCUGGAGCAGGACCUGGACCCGGAGUUCCGCGCCUUCCUCCUCGAGCCCCGCAACCUGCGCUCCCUCCAGCGCCUCCUCCUCUUCCACGUCCUCCCCUCCCGCCUCCACUCCGCCUCGGGCGCCUGGCCCGCCGCCGGCGCCGCCUCCACCGCGCGGAUGACGCUCUCCGGCGAGCACCUCGAGCUCUCCGCCGACGCUGAAAACAGCAUGCUCGUCGGCGCGGCGGCGGUGACAAAACCCGACGCGGUGGUGCGGCCCGACGGCGUGAUCCACGGCAUCGAGCGGCUCCUGGUCCCACGGUCCGUGCAGGAGGACUUCAACCGGCGGCGCAGCCUGGCGGCGAUCUCGGCGGUGCUCCCCACGGGGGCGCCCGAGGUGGACCCGAGGACGCACCGGCUGAAGAAGCCCGCCCCGCCCGUGCCCCUCGGCGCGCCGCCCGUGCUGCCCGUGUGGGACGCCAUGGCGCCCGGGCCCUCCAUCGCGCCGGCGCCCGCGCCCGGGCCCAACUCCGGGAAGGCCCACUUCGACGGGCACAGCCAGGUGAAGGACUUCAUCCAGACCCUCGUCCUCUACGGCGGGUACAACGAGCUGGCCGACAUCCUGGUGAACCUCACCUCGCUGGCCACCGAGAUGGGGCGGCUGGUGUCCGAGGGGUACGUGCUCACGGUGCUGGCGCCCAACGACGAGGCCAUGGCGCGGCUCACCACCGACCAGCUCAGCGAGCCAGGGUCGCCAGAGAACAUCCUCUACUACCACAUGGUGCCCGAGUACCAGACGGAGGAGAGCAUGUACAACGCGGUGAGGAGGUUCGGGACUGUCAGGUACGACACGUUGAGGCUGCCGCAGAAGGUCACCGCCAGGGAGGCCGACGGCUCCGUCAAGUUCGGCCACGGCGAGGGCUCCGCCUACCUCUUCGACCCGGACAUCUACACCGACGGCAGGAUCUCCGUGCAGGGCAUCGACGCCGUGCUCUUCCCGCCUGUCGACGACACCGCCAAGACCGGCGGCGCUGUCGAAGCCGCGCCCGCUAGGAGGGCCCCCGCCGUCACCGGCACCGCCAAGUCCAAGCUCCGACGAGGGAGGUUGUUGGAAGGGGCGUGCCAGAUGAUGGGCGUCUUCGUUCGCCGAUCACGCUUCACCAGCUGCGAGUACUAGACGAGGGCUGAUGAUGGCAAUAGCGGGUGGACGCAUAUGUAUGUAUACCUGCUCCUGCGCUUCCUGAGGGUGAUAGAUGAACAGAAACCAAAUAUCAUGCGUGGAGUUGAGCCACGAGGAGGAAGACCGCAGAGCUGCUGGUUGUUGGGCCGUCACGAAACUAGUAGAGGAAAAUGUGGAUGCAAAUUUGUUUAUACUGGAGGUCAACAUCGAUGUAUAGAAAAAUAUUUUUUUCUUCUUCUUUUUGGUUCUUUCGUUUGUUGUUUAUGAUGUUACAUGGUUUUUGAUAAAGAGGAAUUCCCCCAAAAUGGGUAGCGUUCAUGGACCAA